Molecule: messenger RNA, 5253 nt
Organism: Macadamia integrifolia
Lineage: Eukaryota; Viridiplantae; Streptophyta; Magnoliopsida; Proteales; Proteaceae
Product: leucine-rich repeat receptor-like serine/threonine-protein kinase At1g17230
Exons: 3
Coding region: 1620-4940 (1106 amino acids)
Biological process (GO): protein phosphorylation
Molecular function (GO): ATP binding; receptor serine/threonine kinase binding; protein kinase activity
Source: RefSeq, a predicted model, not a curated record
AGUCUAAAUAAAUGAUGCAUAUUCUCUGCAGCUGUUACACGGUGGUUAGAAGCAUUUAGGCACAGACCCAAGGGAUUCUCAGCCACCGAAGACUCACUGCACUGCAGAGGAGCACUGCAGAGGAUGUGGAGGUCUAAAUAAUCUUGAGGUGUAUUAAUUUUCAAACGUUGCUUUCCAUGGGUUAUGCAGGAGGGGGGAGUGGGCGACAGUUGAGUCGACAUAAUUGAAUAAAAGGGGAUGAACUGGAGUGAACCAUGAGCAAGUUGGGGACUGUAGUCUGUAUGAGAGAGAGAGAGAGAGACAGAGAUGUUUUGCAGACUUGUGAUUCCAGAUCCACUUGCCAAAGUGGCCCAACCUCCACUCCAAGCUUAAUCUUCAAUGGAUAACAUUCCUCGUGAAAAUCAUGACAUUCCAGAAUCCAUCCAGAAAAAAAAAAAAAAAAAAAAAAAAGAAACACCCCCCAACAAAAAGCACUCAAUCCAUCGUCCCCAAAUCUCCAUUUUCUCAGAAAACAAGCAGCUGAGAAAUUUGAUUCUUUUCUCUUUUUAGAAAACGAAAAGGGUAAUGAGUAAGAUGAUUAGAUGGGAGAGUUCUAUAAGGAGAAGCAGAAGAAGUGAUCGUAAAAAGGAGAAGAAGAAGAAGAAGGAGAAGAAGAAGGAGAAGAAGAAGAAGAAGAAGAAGAGAAGAAUCAUUGACUCUGAAUUCGAUUAGGUUUUUUCGGGUUUUGGGUCCUUUUGGAUCGUGACUUAUUGACAGCCACCUUCGCCUAACACCCACUACGACUCGAGCUUCUCGCCUUUUCAAUGACGGGUCUCUCUCUUUCUUUCUAACUUCCUUUUUCUCUUCCUUAAAUGCUCCAUCCUACCUCUGGGCUUUCUCAUUCCCUCCCAUUUGGCUUUCAUACCUCGUGCCCUGUUUGGUAUCAAUCCCUUUUAUCUACUCUCUUCUCUUCACUUCUACCUUUCUCUUUCUUUUCCUAACCUUGUGGGUUUUAUUAGUAGUAGAUAAUUUAGUUUAUUUUGGGCUCCUUCUUCCUUGGCUUGUUCUUACUGGGUAGAGCUAAGUUCCCAUUACAUCUAGAUUCAAGAAAUGUCUGAUUUUGAUUGUGAUUGAUAAUGUUCUUCUUCACCUCUUUAUGUCUCUUUUCUCAUUUACUUAAAUUUUAGUGAAGCCCUUCAUGUCAUUUAGCUGCAGUGUAUCAUCUUAUUUCUGAUUUCAUCCUGUCUACUCUUUAAUUAGACACUGAAUUUGGUUUCUCUCUGUUCCAACUGGUCUUGCUCAUUUUCUUGGUCCUGCAAGCUUGUCUGAAUGCAGUACUAGUUGCAGUGUUCUCAUUUGUUGAUUCUGGUUAUGUUUGUUUAUGAGAUAUUUCCUGUAGAAUCCUCUUGGCCUGCUUUCUUCUUGCUUCUGGUUCCAUACUGAUUCUAUCAUUGAAGAGAGAAUAAUUAACUCCAGAUACCAGGGGAAGCUUAGAUUGAAUUCUUCUUUAUGGCUGUUUCUUUUAUUUAAAUUAUCAGCUCAACAAGUUGAGAAACUUUAUUGCAGUUCCUCUACAACUUGACAGUUUGUUCCAUUCCCGCUUUUUCCACUCCUCUGUUUUUCCAAGGAAAAGAUAUGAGAUGGCCACAAAUAAGGCUUUUUCUCCUGUCAACAUUCAUUUUCAGUCGAUAAUGAUUAUUUGUUACUGCAUUUGCUUUGUAAGAUCACUAAAUGAUGAAGGGAAUUCCCUUCUUGGGUUCAAGAACAGCCUUAUUGACCCAAAUAACAAUCUUCAAAGCUGGAGCCCAUCAGAUCCAACUCCUUGCAGUUGGAGUGGAAUAGGAUGUACUCUUUCUAAGGUAACCUCUGUAAAUCUCCACAACUUCAAUUUGUCUGGGCUUUUGUCUUCCACUGUCUGUGAGCUUAAUUAUUUAACUGUAUUAAACAUGUCAAGCAAUUUCAUCUCUGGCCCUGUACCUAAGGAGAUGGCUUACUGCCUGAACCUGGAGGUUCUAGACCUUAGCACAAAUAGGUUCCAUGGGGAAAUACCCCCUGAGCUCUGUGGAUUGUCUAGACUAAGAAAGCUCUUUCUAAGUGAGAACUAUCUGUAUGGUCUAAUCCCUGCCGAGAUUGGAAAUUUGAUGUCUCUUGAAGAACUUGUCAUUUACAGUAAUAAUCUGACAGACACUAUUCCUUUGUCAAUUAGAAUGUUGAAAAAACUAAGGAUUAUCAGAGCAGGUCGGAACUUUCUCUCAGGUCCAAUACCUGUUGAAAUCAGUGAAUGUGAUGGUCUGGAGAUUCUUGGGUUGGCACAAAAUAAACUCGAAGGUUACUUUCCUAGGGAGCUUCAGAAGCUUAGGAAUCUCACUACAUUAAUUCUUUGCCAAAACCAUUUAUAUGGUGAGAUUCCUCCAGAGCUUGGGAACUGCAGGAGCCUGGAGUUGCUUGCUUUGAAUGACAAUGCCUUCAGUGGAAGCAUACCAAAAGAGAUUGGGAAUUUAUCCCAGAUAAAAAGGCUGUAUCUCUACACUAACCAGUUGAAUGGUACAAUUCCAAGGGAAAUUGGAAAUUGUAGAAGUGCAGUUGAGAUUGACCUUUCAGAAAAUUGGUUAACGGAGUUCAUUCCCAUGGAGCUGGGUCAGAUUCCAAAUCUACAGUUGCUUCAUCUUUUUGAGAACCUUCUGCAAGGAAGUAUUCCGAGAGAGCUUGGGCAUUUAGGACAGCUAAGAAAUUUAGAUCUGUCCAUCAAUAAUUUGACAGGUCAAAUUCCUUUGGAGUUUCAGAACCUUACCUCCUUGGAGGAUUUGCAACUCUUUGACAAUCACCUUGAGGGUACUAUUCCAGCCCUCAUUGGGGCUAACAGCAAUCUGUCUGUUCUUGACACUUCUGAGAAUAACCUUGUCGGCAGCAUACCAUCGCAGCUUUGUAAGUCACAGAAGUUAAUGUUUCUGAGCCUUGGGUCAAAUAUGUUAUCGGGUAACAUUCCUUAUGGGCUAAAAACAUGCAAGUCUCUUGUACGGCUAAUGUUGGGUGCCAACCGGCUUACUGGAAGUAUCCCUGUUGAAAUAUCUGGACUGCAGAAUCUCUCAGCCUUAGAACUGUAUCAGAACCAAUUUUUGGGGCCAAUACCCCGAGAAAUUGGCAAGCUUAAGAAGCUAGAGCGGCUCCUCUUGUCAGACAACUAUUUCUUUGGUCAGAUACCUUCUGAAGUUGGAGAACUGGUGCAGCUUGUUACCUUCAAUAUUUCUUCUAACUUACUCUCGGGGAUUGUCCCUCUUGAGCUCGGCAACUGCUCAAAGCUUCAGAGGCUUGAUCUGAGCAGGAAUAGGUUCAGUGGUAAUAUUCCACAAGAACUUGGCAAUCUGGUGAACCUGGAACUGUUGAAACUAUCUGACAACAGACUGAAUGGAACUAUACCACAUACUUUAGGUAGUCUGUCCCGACUCACGGAGUUGCAAAUGGGAGGGAAUUGUCUGUCUGGCAGUAUACCUUCUGAGCUGGGUCAACUUACUUCACUGCAGAUUGCCCUCAACAUCAGCCACAACGCACUCUCUGGAGCAAUUCCGGGUACUUUGGGAAAUUUGCAAAUGUUGGAAUCACUAUACUUGAACAACAAUCAACUUGCUGGUGAAAUACCUCUUUCCAUACGUGAGUUGUUGAGCUUAAUGGUGUGCAACCUUUCUAGCAAUAACCUGGUAGGAACUGUACCCAACACCCCUGUUUUCCAGAGGAUGGAUCCCAGCAAUUUUGCCGGAAAUAAUGGCCUGAGCAUGAUGUUUUCAAACUCUUGCUAUACAUCUUUGACUCCCCACCCAAGUUGGAUAAAAGGAAGUUCUCUGAAGGAGAAAAUAGUAAUCAUUACUUCUGUGAUGGUUGGAUUAAUUUCCUUGUUUCUUACAGUGGGUAUUUGUUGGGUUAUAAAGCGCCAGAGGCCCGUUUUUGUAUCCCUUGAAGAUCAAAUUAAGCCCGACAUGUCUGAUUAUUAUUAUUUUCCCAAAGAGGGUUUUACAUAUCAGGAUAUUUUAGAUGCUACUGGUUAUUUCUCAGAGAGUGCGGCUAUAGGGAGAGGAGCUUGUGGGACAGUUUACAAGGCUAUCAUGUCCGAUGGCCAACUUAUUGCUGUCAAGAAGCUGAAGUCCCGUGGAGAAGGGUCUAUUGUUGACUGCAGCUUCCGGGCUGAGAUAUCAACCCUGGGAAAGAUCAGCCACCGCAAUAUUGUGAAGCUCUACGGCUUCUGCUACCACCAAGACUCUAACCUUCUCUUAUAUGAAUACAUGGAAAAUGGUAGUCUAGGAGAACUAAUCCAUGGGAAGGGUCAUAAUUGUCUGCUAGACUGGAAUACUCGAUAUAAAAUUGCUCUUGGGGCUGCUGAGGGUUUGUGCUAUCUUCACCAUGACUGCAAACCUCAAAUCAUUCAUCGUGACAUCAAAUCAAACAACAUUUUACUGGAUAAAACUCUGGAGGCUCAUGUAGGAGAUUUUGGCUUGGCUAAGUUGAUGGAUUUACCUUACUCAGAAUCCAUGUCUGCUGUUGCAGGUUCAUAUGGCUACAUAGCCCCUGAGUACGCGUAUACAAUGAAAGUCACUGAGAAAUGUGAUAUCUACAGCUUUGGAGUUGUUCUACUUGAAUUAAUUACUGGAAGGUCUCCUGUUCAGCCCCUCGACCAAGGAGGGAACCUGGUAACGUGGGUAAGAAGUUCAAUACAGAAUAUGGUCCCAACAUCCAAGAUUUUAGAUCAACGCCUGGACCUGAGCGUGAGUAGUACAGUUGAGGAGAUGUUUCUAGUCCUCAAGAUCGCCUUGUUCUGCACUAAUUCAACACCGCUAAAUAGGCCAACUAUGAGGGAGGUUAUUGCGAUGCUUAUUGACACUAGGGAAUCAUCUUGCAAUUCUCAGUCAUCGCCAACAUCAGAAAUCCCUUUAAAUGAAGAGGCUGCUUCCAGAGGACAUGGGGAGCCAUAGAUUCUUCCUUACUCAGAGGUGCGGAAUGUGCAAUAAAUAUUUUUAUCUCUCAGGUCUAUCUACUGACUGUGCAACACAACUCACCCAGUGGCUUCAGAAGUAGAAAGCAACUUAGUUGUAUUUCUUCCUUAUACUGAAAGAGGUGAUAUCCCAGUCCAACCGCCAACCUACCCUUUGUAUCUAUGUGUAUUUGUGCAUUGAAACCUACUAAUAGGAUAUGAUCCCAUGAAGCCGCUCCUCAAACUCUUUCCCUGAUAAGAAUUAUUUUAGUCAAUAAAUGUGGUUAUCUCUGCUGCUAUUUUCAUCGAUCAAA